AUGUCUGCCGUCGCACCCUUCAACCCUCGUCCUUUACUCCAGAGCUUGGUGGACAAGGAUAUCGUCGUGCGUCUGAAGUGGGGCGAGACUGAAUACAAAGGCAGACUCGUCUCGGUGGAUCUGUACAUGAACAUCCAACUCAACAACACUGAGGAAUUCAUUGGAGGGCAGAGCUCGGGUCAGCUAGGGCAGGUGCUAAUAAGGUAUGUGUCGCUUACGCGGGAUGAGAUUAAUGGCUGGAGAAAGGAAGGAAAUGGAGAACACAUCAUGGACGGAAGCUAA
This is a messenger RNA of Periconia digitata, 282 nucleotides long. The record is from the annotation of a GenBank genome assembly. NCBI's taxonomy places the organism in Eukaryota, Fungi, Ascomycota, Dothideomycetes, Pleosporales, Periconiaceae.